Molecule: messenger RNA, 1820 nt
Organism: Ornithodoros turicata
Lineage: Eukaryota; Metazoa; Arthropoda; Arachnida; Ixodida; Argasidae
Exons: 1
Coding region: 309-1820 (503 amino acids)
Source: RefSeq, a predicted model, not a curated record
CUCAGCUACGAGGUAUCCUGGAAGGUCUUACAAAUUUUGCUUUCCUCACAGAGAGGUACAGUCGGCAAACGGGAUUGGUAUCAGACAUUUGUGAUGGGAAGCUGUACAGAAAACUGUGCGAAGAUUUCAGUUUCCUCGGGAACCCUCUUAACAUAUCCCUCACAGUGAACACAGAUGGAUGUCCAGUUUUCAACAGCAAACAGCACUCAAUCUGGCCAAUUCAGUUGCUGGUUAAUGAGCUGCCAGUCACACAAAGGUUUCAGAAUGUUGUCCUCUUUGGGGUCUGGUUUGGUAGAGGGGAGCCCUGCAUGGAGGUCUUCCUGAAGAAGUUUGUUAAGCAGUGUUCUAGACUUGCUGAUAAGGGCUUUAAGUGGAUCAAGAAUGGGGUUCAGGUUGUGAGCAAGGCAUUCGUAGUGUGUUGCAGUGUGGACUCUGCUGCACGGCCUCUGCUACAGAACAUGAUCAAAUUCAAUGGUUUUUUUGGGUGCAGCUGGUGCCUCCACCCGGGUGUGACAGUAAAAGGUGACGUACGUUAUACAGUAACUUCGCAGGUUCAUGAAGAAAGGAAAGCUUCAAGUUCCAUCAGGUGCAUGUAUCGGGCUGCUGCAGAGCAUACAAUUUCCUUUGGCUUUAAAGGUCCAUCUGCCCUCUUGAACUUGCCAGGGUUUGAUGUAAUUUCGUCGUUUGUACCGGAUUACCUUCAUUGUAUCCUGCUUGGUGUCGCCCGAACAAUGAUGAAGUUGUGGUUCGACUCAAAGUACAGUGGAGAAGGCUUCUAUAUUGGGGCACCAGCAGCUGUUGAAAGGGUUGACUCGAGAAUAAGGCAGAUAAAGCCACCAUCUGCGGUUGGCCGGUAUCCACGUAGUGUGACAGAGAGAAAACUCUGGAAGGGACAGGAGUUCCGCUCAUGGCUAUUGUAUUAUUCUCUCCCAGUGCUAUGUGGCAUUCUUCCACGGCAGUACCUCCUCCAUUUGUCUUUGCUCGUCCGGUCUUUAUUUUUGCUGUUGCAGGAUUCCCUGACAUACACGGAUAUUAAUACUGCACAGGACCUUCUCACGGAGUUUGUUGUUAAGUACAAUAUGUUAUAUGGCGACUAUAACAUGGUGUACAACGUGCAUAUUCUGUUGCACAUUCCAAGGGCUGUAGCAAACUGGGGACCCCUGUGGGCUCACUCCACGUUUGUCUUUGAGUCUUUCAACGGGGUGUUCGUUAAAUCAGUAAAAGGCAACCGAGGUGUUGCUGAGCAGGUGCUGCAAAAGGCAAUGCUCAGGCAGUCAAUUUAUACAUAUGUCCAGAUGAAGGGAACAGCCCCGCUGAAACUCUACGCGUCAGCUCUCAAGAACUUAAAAAAAACUUCAUUUGCGCUACAUAUUUCGGAAGCAACAUUGCUUGGGCGAGGACUGGCUCCUGCAUUCAACAUGGUCGAGAAAAGCUGUAUACGUGCCAGUACAGGCGCUGCUGCCCGUGUACUGUCAGUUUUUUCAAGGAUGAUCUAUCAUGGCACUGUAUUCCACAGUACAACAUACACACGGCCAAAAAAGACAAAUGACUCUGUUGUGCGCUUAUCGAAUGGGAAGUAUGCCCUCAUUCAAGCCAUCUUUUCCUAUGCCACUCCAGACCAGGAGAAGGAAGUUGGCCUGCUUGUUUACGAAAUGGAGGCUUUUGAGAGCUCGGUUUGUAGUGGCAGCCAUAUGGUACGUGGCCAGUUCACCACAUUGCGGAUGCAUCCUGUAUCUGCAAUUUGUCGUAAGGCUAUCGCUGUUGUUAUUGACGGUGUCAGCCAUGUAUGCCAUAUUCCAAACCAAUGCGAGGUUAACUAG